CUGAAACUGCUAGUCGGCAAAGUGAACUUACUAAAAAUGUUGCAAACAAAUAAGUUGCUGCAAAAGGAACAAGUCGAGUUGUAUGCCAUAGAAAAGAAGCUGCUCAAAAUAAUACCCAAAGUGCAAGAAGCGAUGAAUUCCCUGAAGGUGGAGGAGCUACAUCUAAAAUCGCUGUCAGUGCAGCAGGCACUGUCCACACAAACAGUUGCAUCCAGCUCAGAUGUGACCAUCAGUGAAAUAUUACCUGCCCAAAGUAUGGUCACAGCCAGCGAGCAGAUAAACCGGCAAGAAAUCGACUUGGAUAUAGUUGGAAGCAAGCUGGAACUUUAUGAUGUUGAAAGCGAUUCCGAUGAAGCGCAAUUUUAGUUUGCUUAUUAGUUUUAUUGAUACAAAUUUAGCUAACUUGAAGAUGGUCCGAAAACAAAAUAUACAAAUUAUGACUUACAACUUAAA
Molecule: messenger RNA, 453 nt
Organism: Drosophila grimshawi
Lineage: Eukaryota; Metazoa; Arthropoda; Insecta; Diptera; Drosophilidae
Exons: 2
Coding region: 37-366 (109 amino acids)
Biological process (GO): transcription by RNA polymerase II; transcription initiation at RNA polymerase III promoter
Cellular component (GO): nucleus
Source: RefSeq, a predicted model, not a curated record